AUGGUCAUCAGCACCGACAGCACCGGCCCUGGGGCCAGUGUACCGGGAAGCGCCAAGCCGGUCGUCCUCAUCAUCGGCGCCGGCGUCAGCGGCCUGCUGCUCGCCCAACACCUCAAGCGCGAGGGCAUCUCGUACCGCAUCUUCGAGCGGGAUGCCGAUUUGGCGACUCGCGGCGCCGGCUGGGGCUUGACGCUGCACUGGUCGUUGACGGCGCUGCAGAGCCUGUUGCCGUCGGGGCUGGCAGAGCGUGUUUGCGACGAGUCGAGCGUGGAUCGAUGGGCGGAUCGACGCGGUGAGCUGUCGAGAUUCCCUUUCUUCGAUCUGGACAGCGGAGAGCUCAAGACGCAGACGCCGGGAGCGGUCAAGAGCGCGAGAGUUCGAGUGACUCGCCAGAGGCUGCGGAAGCUGUUGGCAGAGGGGAUUGAGAUCGAGUGGGGGAAAACCCUCCGCGAGUUCCAUACCAGUGACAACGGCACAGUGAGCGUCUCUUUUGAAGAUGGCACCUCAUGCAUUGGGACGCUGUUGGUGGCGUGCGAUGGAGGCCAGUCGCGCGUGCGUCGCGCUCUGUUCCCCGACCAGACAAACCUGAUGUUGCAGCUGCCUGUGCGGACCAUGGGCGUCAAGAUGUUGUUGACGGCGGAGCAGAUCGAGCCAAUUCGGAAACUAGAUCUGUUUUUCCUCCAAGGCGCAUCGCCAACCAACGAUUCCUUCAUGUACAUCAGCGAUACGGAGCACAUACGUAUCGUACCCAUCACGAGGCACGGAGCACAGGCGGGAGCGGCGGCGGCCGUCGCGGAUCUGGCGAUCACCCCCUCCCGUGGCGGCAACUUCCUCGAUGUCCCCGGAAACCAGGCCGACAGUGACCCCGAUGUCUUCAGCUGCCAGCUGCAUUGCUCGUGGCCAUAUCCGGGUAGCGGAGCGCCCACCGACGUCCCAGCCACCAACAAGGACCGGUGCGAGCUGCUGCGUGCCUUUGCAAAGACUUGGUCCGAGCCUUUCCGGUCUCUUGUUUUGAAUAAUGUGUACGCCGACACGGAAAUCAAGCGCCUGGAUGUGCUUGACUGGGCGCCGCCCAUAGGCUUGCACACGAACGGUCAAGUGGUGUUGAUGGGCGAUGCGUUCCAUCUAAUGUCCAUGUACCGUGGCGAAGGCGCCAACCAUGCCAUCGUCGACGUGCUCGACUUUGCGACGCACGUCGUCCCACUACUGGCGCUCAACCGCGACGACUUCAGCUCAAAGACGGGCUCGCAAGCACAUACCCAUCAGAGUCAAGGUUCGGAUUUCCGGCAGGCUCUGCGCCAGGCGCUAGAUGCCUAUGAAGGCGCCGUCGUCUCUCGUGCCCGGCCAGGGGUAUUGGCCUCACGCAGGGCGUGCUUAGACGCGCACGCCUUUUCCAGGCUGUUUGGAGAGGCAGCGACCGGCGUCAGCCCGUUGCUCAGCAAGCGCGAGAUGAUGCUCCAGUUUGACGACGAGUCGACGGAGCUAAUCAAGUAG
Messenger RNA from Trichoderma aggressivum f. europaeum, 1494 nucleotides. RefSeq lists its product as uncharacterized. Gene Ontology annotation, molecular function: FAD binding. Lineage: Eukaryota; Fungi; Ascomycota; Sordariomycetes; Hypocreales; Hypocreaceae. The transcript has 5 exons. The coding region runs from base 1 to 1494 and encodes 497 amino acids. The record is from RefSeq and is a predicted model, not a curated record.